AGUGUAGUUUGCAAAGGGCGUAGCGCUCCAUCAACCACACCCGCACCUCUCACAUUCGCUUUAUCGUAGUUGUGCCGCUCUGGCAUUCUCUCCUCUCCCCAUCCCCCCCCUCCUCCCACCCCGUCCAGCGCGAUCCAACGGAGAUAUCGAAAUUGAUCUCAAAGCGAGCCGUCUCAACCCCCUAGCACCCCUGCAGCGGACGACACACUUCCCGACAGCGGCAACGGAAUAUCUACGCAGGACCAAGAACGUCUGUCCAGGAUUUGUGUGCCCCUCGUGAAGCUCGCGACCACCUCAGAGGAGCAAGUCGUCAGAGAGAAAGGCUCUACCGCGAUGAGGAACGAUCAAGACGGCCGGGUGACCGACUCACCCUUCAUCCCCCACCCCACCAGUGACGCGGCGGCGCGCCCCUUUCAUUGGUACAAGCCGUGGACGUGGUGGUCCGGCGGACCGCCGCUCGAGCGAGAGCCGGCGGGAAGGGUCCGCAACGGUGGUGCGGUUGUCGCGGCCGCCGUCACCAACGGGAUUUAUAGAGCCCUUCUGAGUAACGAGGAUGAGACGCCGCCGUCCGCAGUUCAGGAUGACCGCGCGAAGGUGCUGAGGACCGAAGCGCCCCUUCACACGGCCCUGCAGAACAUCGAGGACACGGUGUACCGCUAUCUGGUCCCGCCGAGCGAGUCCCACUGCGAGGAGGAGGCGGCGACGGUGGUGCGGUGCUACACCGAGCGUCACCGUGACUUUGCGGCUGAUGCUGCUGCUGCGGCGGCGUGGAAGGCGAAGAGCACUGUUGAGCCGUCGGAGUGCGUACAGGCGCCGGUGGUGCGGGCAGACUUGCUGGACUGCGGCCCCGACGUGCAGCAGCUGAAGCGGUGUGCGGAGGCGGUGGCGAGGAGGUACAGCCACGACGGGGAACUAAAGUAG
Molecule: messenger RNA, 921 nt
Organism: Leptomonas pyrrhocoris
Lineage: Eukaryota; Euglenozoa; Kinetoplastea; Trypanosomatida; Trypanosomatidae
Exons: 1
Coding region: 334-921 (195 amino acids)
Source: RefSeq, a predicted model, not a curated record